CACCUCUACCUUCUUCGCAUCAGAGUGUUCAACAUUCACAUCAGACACUAGAUGGUCAAGUUGUCCCUGAUCGGAUGGGGUGUCCCUGCUGUUCUUGUUGGAAGUUUGCUAUCGGUUCAGCAACUCACACAUACAUUCUAUGGUGCCAGAAAUGUGACCUUAUUAAAUUCGAAGGCAACAAAUCCAGUUUGCUGGAUCACAGAGCCUCUCAUCCUGUAUGGCGUGAACCUUUCCUACUUCACCAUCAUAUUUGUGUUCAACACAGUGGUUCUAAUCACAGUGUCCAGGCAGAUCUUUAAGCUAAAGAAACUGGACAACAAGAAUAAGAAAAUACCAGUGAAGGAUACCAGCACAGUUCUGGGCCUCAUGUGUCUGUAUGCUGGGUAG
Messenger RNA from Carassius auratus (goldfish), 387 nucleotides. RefSeq names its product adhesion G-protein coupled receptor G1-like. Gene Ontology annotation, cellular component: plasma membrane. The transcript has 3 exons. The coding region runs from base 52 to 387 and encodes 111 amino acids. Gene Ontology annotation, biological process: adenylate cyclase-activating G protein-coupled receptor signaling pathway. NCBI's taxonomy places the organism in Eukaryota, Metazoa, Chordata, Actinopteri, Cypriniformes, Cyprinidae. Gene Ontology annotation, molecular function: G protein-coupled receptor activity. The record is from RefSeq and is a predicted model, not a curated record.